Molecule: messenger RNA, 865 nt
Organism: Doryrhamphus excisus (bluestripe pipefish)
Lineage: Eukaryota; Metazoa; Chordata; Actinopteri; Syngnathiformes; Syngnathidae
Source: RefSeq, a predicted model, not a curated record
CACUGAUUUCUCAUUGGUCAAAUAUUUGAAUUGCAAACAACAGCUCUUCGCAUUGACCAACGUUUAAGAUUUGCGGACUUUGGUCAAAAUCUUAAAAUUAUUGAAUGACAGUCGGUCUUAUUGAGAAGAAUUAAGAUCAGUUAAAGAGAUGUUGAAAAGGCUGGCUCGUCUGCUCUUUGGGGGACAGGAGGCCCCCCCCGGGGAGGUCCAGCCUGAAGAAGUGGUGGAAGAAGAAUGGCUUGUGGUCAGUCAUCAAGAGGCAGCGUCUGCCGGGACCGGGACCGGGAGCGUGGGGGCCUCCAGUCUACCCCCUGACUCCGAUCCUAAUACAGUUGCUACUACACCAGUAGAUACGGAUGCAAGUGUUUCUGUCAGCGUAACAGACCCAGAGAGCGAGCAGUCGACGGAUCAAAGCGGAGGAACUGCCAGUAAGCGUGGAGUCGCCUCAGCAUUACUUUCUCCGCCCGAAGCUUUGCAGGAGCUCACAAAGUUAACAUGCAGGAAAGCAUCCCGCACGUCCAGCCAUUGCAUGUCCCGAAAUGCUAUUCAGCGUCAGAAUCGUGUUCGCCAAGGCUGCCAACAACACUCCUUCCCUCUCCAACAGCCGGGUCAUCGCACCCUCAGCCACUGAAGUAAAUACUCUAGCCUAAAAAAACACAAACACAAAACAUCUACUCUUGCCAUAGUUGAGUAUUGCACUUUAAAAAAAACAACCAUUAGCCAUCUUUAUUGCACGCAAUAAUUAUUGCACGCAAUAAUUAUUGCACGCAAUAAUUAUUGCAUUUAGAUGCACUAUUUUUUAUCUAUAAUAAAGUGAUUUGUGAUGUGUUGUAUUUUUUGUGUUAAAACAGUAAAAAAAAAUGUU